GAGCAUGCAUUGCAGUUGCAGGGGGGACUAUUAUUUUAGACGCACAAAACAGUUCCGAUGUGUUUGACUUGCAGAGGACCGUCAAAGUAAACGAAUAAAGGAAAAGGACCUGAGCCUCUGCAGCGCUUUGGUGAGGGGGAUCUCAUCUGAAGAGGCAGGAGACCUCGGUCUCCCACAUGACCUGUCCUCAGAGCAUGAAGGUUCAACAUUCUCUGCAGUAAAAUACAUCAUGGCAAUUCUUGGAAGUGGUGUCUUCUCAUUCAAGAACCAUGGAGUUGUUGUGUGUCCGUCUCAUGAGGAACCAACGCAGUUGCCUACCUGCCUACCUGUCUAGAAGCUUUCAAACCUCCCUUUGCCGACAGAGUCAAUCAACAACCAGGAGGACGUUACCUUCUACAGAACUCUACUCAACCAACACAUGUCGGAUUCUACUGCAGCCCGAAACCACAGACUCUGUUUGUCAACUUCAAUUGAGGUCAUCUUCGUCUCAGAGACGACUUUUCUCAUCUGAGAAUGUAAGAACAGUACUUUUCCCAGUGGGGACUCCUAGACCUGACCCUGCUGUCCACUGUCUCCCUGUUAUAUGGCUGUCUAAGCAUGGACAGAACUUCUUCCAUACCUCUGCUCCUCAUCGCGCCCUGCCUGCGCCUCUCAUAUGGCUGGUACUCAAACCCCUGCAGAAGAUCAUGGCUAUUAUACUGGGCAGGAGUAUCAGGAAGUGGUGGUUGGCCCUCCCUCCCAAUAAGCAGCAGCUCGUGCGUCAGAAUUUCUGGCGUCGCCGUUGGCAGCUGGUGGCCGGGGGUAUGGUUGCUAUGGUGAUCAUGGCAAGUUUCUUCCUGACUCAUCUGGACGAAUCGCCCAUCACGGGACGCACACGCCUCCUAGUGUUCAGUAGAGAGAACUACAUGGAGCUGGCUGCAGUGACAGGAGAUGGGUACAUGGAGGAAUUUGCUGAGUUGAUGGUUCCAGAGAAGGACCCUCGUCACCAGGUGGUAGAGAGAGUGGUGGAGCACCUGGCCCAGAGGAACAAGGACAUCCCAGAGGUCUCCUCUGUUCCAUGGACCGUCCACUUGGUCGACAGCCCUUCCGUCAACGCUUUCGUCCUGCCUAAUGGAAAGGUGUUUAUGUUCACCGGGAUGUUGGAGGCCGUUGCAGAUGUUCACCAGCUCACCUUCAUCCUGGGACAUGAGAUGGCCCACGCAGUGAUGGGACACUCUGCAGAGCAGGCCAGUAUGUCUCAUGUGGUAGACUUCCUGUCUCUGAUCCUGCUAACAGCCAUCUGGGCCGUGUGUCCUCGAGACAGCCUGGCUGUACUGGGACAGUGGAUACAGACUAAGCUCAUACAGUUCCUGUUUGAUCGUCCCUAUAGCAGGAAGUUGGAGGCAGAAGCUGAUCAGGUUGGACUCCAGCUGGCUGCCAAGGCAUGUGCUGAUGUGCGGGCAGGGCCAGUGUUCUGGCAGCAGAUGGAGAUCAGUAACCAGCUGAGAGGAGAACCUACAGUACCGGAGUGGCUCUCCACACACCCCUCUCACAGGAACAGAGUUACACAGCUGGACAGGCUGGUCCCACAGUACCUGGAGUUGAGGGAGAGCUGUUCCUGUCCUGCCCUCCCUGCUACAGACCCCAGAGCUGUCUUCACUCAGAGUGUCAAAGUGCUGCUGAACGCUACUAGGGACCUGGAGGGAGAGGCGGGGAAGAGACUGAAACCACUAGCUCUGUCCCAGACCCCAACCUCAGACCACAGAAGGGCUCCACACCCAGGGGGACUGGCAACUGCCCUGCUAGCCUCCUCAGCCUCACCUACAGCCCAAGCCACAGCCCUGACCCUAGACACUGCUACCCACCUCUAACCCCCAGGCCUAGUUCCAGUCUGAUUGUAGCUCCUUGAGUGCUAAUUGACUGAUGCUUGUAAGGUCUUGUAAAACUACUGUUGCCACCCGCUUCUGUGGAAUUGCUGCAAAAAGGUUUGGCGUAGCUGUUCUGUUUUACUGUGUGUAAGAGGGUACAGGGAGAUGCUUUGAAUGUGUAGUGUGAAUACAUAGAGAUAUUAUCCUGUUUUAAUUGGAAGAUUUCAACUGGGGACAUGCUGCACUCAAUGGCCUAAUGAGCAUAUACAUCGAGGUCCAAAAUGAUUGACUCCCCUGAUAAAGAUGAGCAGUAAUGACUGUAUAAAAUAAAUAAAUACAAUUCAUAUGUUUUUAUACUUAUACAAUUGCUCAGAGAAAGAGAUUUUAGUUAAACAAGUAAGAUUUGUUUUCUCAAAAAGGUAGGGUUCAAAAUCGACACCCCGCCCUAGAGAUUGACACCUCUAAAGUAAAGUAAUCAAACGUUUAGUAUCUGGUCCCAUAUUCCUAUCACGCAACGACAACAUCAAGCUUGUGACUCUACAAAGUUGUUGGAUGCAUUUGCAGUUUGUUUUGGUUGGGUUUAAGAUUAUUUAGAGUAUGUUUCUCGACACUUCUACAUUGAUGUGGAUGCUACCAUGAUAACGGAUAAUCCUGAAUUAAUUGUGAAUAAUGAGUGAGAAAGUUAGAGGGUCAAAGAUCAUACCCCCAACACAUGCUAACCUCUCACCGUUACCAAUAACAGAAGAGAUUUAACAAAUUAUUGUUCAAACUAUGGCUAUAUGUCUUAGUACAUAUGCACAUCUAUGUACACCUCACCGAAACUGCCAAGCAAUAAUUUAACAUGAUUUCCGAAAUCAAGUUUGUAGGGAAAAUAAAGUCAAAACAUCUCAACUUUACAGUGUAUAUAAAAGAGUAAAAUACUAGAUUGAGUUAUCCUCUCUUUCCAAAGACCACAACCUGGAAGUCAGUGAAAAGUUGUGUUCGUCCCAUCUCAGUGGUGUUUGUCCAAUAUAUAUUCAUGUGAUUACAAAUAAUUGUCACAUGUGUUUCUACAUGGAUUGUUGUACAGCCAAAUUCCUCAACAGUAAGAUGACACUUAACGCGUGAAAUAAACCUCCUUGACUGUUCAAAACUGGGAACAUAUAAAUAACAUUCUAAGAACAUUGAGGAAAUAUCUUGGUCACCCUGAUACAAACCAUGUAAGAAUGUCCUUCAGAAAGUACUCAUACCUCUUGACUUAUUCACAUUUUGGUUUGCUGGGUAGACAGUGUGUAGGCACUGUGUCCUGUAUGCCACCUACUUUAUUUACACUAUCGUGUCCGUCCAUCACCACCUGUUGCAAUGUGUUUUGUGGUAAUGUUAAUUAUGUUAAUUAAUCAAGUUAAUUUAAAUGAGUUUUAUGUGUUGUCCUGAAGGAAUGGUGUUGUGUUUUAGUGUCAAAGAUCUUUGUGAAAUCAUAAAAAUAUGUAGUUUUGUACAAAUCAUGUAUUGAACAAGCCAAAGAACAUAUUUUCUAUACUAGAAUUUACAGCUUAGAACCUGACAAUCCAAAAAUGAAUGGGUUUUGAGGUAAAAA
Salmo salar (Atlantic salmon) is the source of this 3423-nucleotide messenger RNA. Lineage: Eukaryota; Metazoa; Chordata; Actinopteri; Salmoniformes; Salmonidae. The record is from RefSeq and is a predicted model, not a curated record.